Messenger RNA from Naegleria lovaniensis, 381 nucleotides. RefSeq lists its product as uncharacterized. Bases 1 to 381 code for a protein of 126 amino acids. The record is from RefSeq and is a predicted model, not a curated record. NCBI's taxonomy places the organism in Eukaryota, Heterolobosea, Eutetramitea, Acrasida, Naegleriidae. The transcript has 2 exons.
AUGAACAAAAAUACACACCCGGCCGCCAGCAAUGAGACUGUCGCUGAUCAGAGUAAUAACACAGAUGAAAAUUCAACGACGACUACUAGUAACACAGAAAUUACUCGGAUUCCAAACAAGCCAAAUAUUGCAAUGCCAUGUUACAAGAGAAUUAUUUUACAAGUCGGAGUGACAUACAGUUAUUGUACAUGUGGAUUUAGUAAAUUAGAAGGAGGAGCGUUUUGUGACGGUACAUGCAAAAAUAGUGAUGAAAUUAAAGGAUGGGAACCUAAAGAAUUUACAGUUAAUAAUUUUAACAGCGGAGGAUAUUCAAUUUGUUGCUGUAAAAGAACUCAAAAACCACCAUUUUGCGACGGUUCUCAUAUUGAUUUGGAUUGGUAA